This is a messenger RNA of Penicillium cataractarum, 738 nucleotides long. Its product is annotated as rhodanese-like domain-containing protein. The coding region runs from base 1 to 738 and encodes 245 amino acids. The transcript has a single exon. Gene Ontology annotation, cellular component: mitochondrion. Gene Ontology annotation, molecular function: thiosulfate-cyanide sulfurtransferase activity. Lineage: Eukaryota; Fungi; Ascomycota; Eurotiomycetes; Eurotiales; Aspergillaceae. The record is from RefSeq and is a predicted model, not a curated record.
AUGGCUGCAUCAUUACACUCCGCCGCCCGGCGCUCGGUCGCCACAAUUACCUCCGCGGCACUUAAAGCCCCAGCCCGUCAAUCCAUCGCGGCUACAUCAGUUCUCCAGCGCGGAGCUUUCGCCGCUGCCAGCCGAGGCCUCAGUUCAACCUCGCAAAGCCGCCGUUCUUUCGCGCCAUGCCAGGCCAAAUCACACAGUGUAUUCAAUCUUCGUCAGCAAGUCCGAUGGAACAGCGACGAGUCCACUCCCGUGUUCCGGGAAUGGGGCUUUGAAGACGUACGUGGGACAGUCACCGUCGCCACUGCCUAUACUCUCGCCCAUUCUUCUUCUGUACUGAAGCUAACCCCAAUCACAACCCAGAUCAACGCCUCCCUCCCAGCUUCAACUUCCUCCCCCUCCCACACCCCCGUAAUCCUGAUUGACGUCCGCGAACCCGCCGAACUCACCGGCACCGGCAUCAUCCCCACUGCAAUCAACAUCCCGCUCGCCUCCCAGCCCGAUGCGCUCUAUCUGACCGCAGACGAAUUCGAGACACGCUUUGGGUUCCCGAAGCCCAGUGCUGAUGCGGACCAGAAGAUUGUAUUCUAUUGCAAGGCUGGUGUGCGGGCGCGUGCUGCGGCGCAAUUGGCUGUGCAGGCGGGUUAUAAUGCGGAGCAGCUCGGUGUUUAUGAUGGGAGUUGGUUGGAUUGGGAGAAGAAGGGGGGCAAGACUGAGCGGUGGGAAGGGAAUGAUGAGUGA